CUUUACAGCCCUGUUACUAUAAAAGUAAAAAAUUAAAUUACAAUUAAUUUUUAGCUUAAUUAAAAAAAACUUUUGUAAUUAAAACAAUAUGGCAGAUACAGAUGUAGAGAUGCUAGAACAAAGCUCAUCUUCAACAUCAGUUAAAGAUAAAAAACGCUUUGAAGUUAAAAAGUGGAAUGCUGUUGCAUUGUGGGCAUGGGAUAUUGUUGUUGAUAACUGUGCCAUUUGUAGAAAUCAUAUUAUGGACUUAUGUAUUGAGUGUCAAGCUAACCAAGCAUCAGCUACCAGUGAAGAUUGUACAGUUGCUUGGGGUGUUUGUAAUCAUGCCUUCCAUUUUCACUGUAUUUCAAGAUGGUUAAAAACACGGCAAGUGUGUCCCUUAGAUAACAGAGAGUGGGAAUUACAAAAAUAUGGUCGAUAGCGUAUUUUUUUUGACUUAAUGCGAAAUGAACGUUUUGUGAUCCUCCUACAGUUGCAUCAAUUUUGUAACUUUUACUGGUUAAAACGUUGUUUGUAUUUUCUUGUAACUUAUUAUCAGUUAAAGUUAUUUUUAUUCAUUGAAGUUUAAAACAACGUUUUAAACUUCAAAAUAUGA
This is a messenger RNA of Hydra vulgaris (swiftwater hydra), 595 nucleotides long. Its product is annotated as RING-box protein 1. Gene Ontology annotation, biological process: ubiquitin-dependent protein catabolic process; protein ubiquitination. The record is from RefSeq and is a predicted model, not a curated record. Gene Ontology annotation, molecular function: ubiquitin protein ligase activity; zinc ion binding; cullin family protein binding. NCBI's taxonomy places the organism in Eukaryota, Metazoa, Cnidaria, Hydrozoa, Anthoathecata, Hydridae. Gene Ontology annotation, cellular component: nucleus; cullin-RING ubiquitin ligase complex.